UCAUCUCUGCGUUCGAGAAUCGGGCCAGGCUAUUGGAGGGUAACCGAUCACGUGAACAUUUUUACUUCCGGAAAACAAAGCCAUGGAAGCUGAUGGUUCGUAUGAGCCUGGAUUUGUGGGGAUCCGAUUUUGUCAGGAAUGAUAUACAGUGAUCCAAUCUUGGAUAUUGUCUUUUUCGCGGGCAGAGGAGAGCCCUAGUGAUCGAUGGACUGGGAAUACAGCGUUCCGGAGAUUCGAACUUGUAAUUUGUUAUAAGAGUUCUUAUUGGUUGUGAGGCAACAAAACAUGAAAAAUGCCUAGGGGGUGAAGACUUUUGCAUGGCACUGUAACUUCUUGAAAUUACGAAUUGCAACAACAUGUUGUAUCCUAAAGAAGAUAAAGAAAACAGGAUCCUUCUUUAUGCGUGCCGAAAUUGUGACUACCAACAGGAGGCUGAUAAUAGCUGCAUAUAUGUGAAUAAGAUUACACAUGAAAUCGAUGAGCUCACCCAGAUCAUCGCUGAUGUAGCUCAGGAUCCUACCCUGCCACGUACAGAGGAUCAUCCCUGUUCUAAAUGUGGACACAAAGAAGCAGUGUUUUUCCAGUCUCACAGUGCUAGAGCUGAGGAUGCCAUGCGACUGUAUUAUGUGUGUACAGCACCACACUGUGGUCAUCGCUGGACAGAGUGAUUGCUGGCGGCUUAAUUAGCCUUAUGUUUUUUCAGGAUAUGUUAUAGUGUCUGAAUUCUGAAAAAUGUUUUUAUAUUUUUAGAUAUGUAUUAUAUUGUUUUCUGUAAAUAAAUACUUGGUCCUUUU
Xenopus laevis (African clawed frog) is the source of this 794-nucleotide messenger RNA. RefSeq names its product polymerase (RNA) II subunit I L homeolog (gene polr2i.L). Gene Ontology annotation, cellular component: nucleolus; RNA polymerase II, core complex. The record is from RefSeq and is a predicted model, not a curated record. The coding region runs from base 357 to 668 and encodes 103 amino acids. Gene Ontology annotation, molecular function: zinc ion binding; DNA-directed RNA polymerase activity; nucleic acid binding. NCBI's taxonomy places the organism in Eukaryota, Metazoa, Chordata, Amphibia, Anura, Pipidae. Gene Ontology annotation, biological process: DNA-templated transcription; transcription-coupled nucleotide-excision repair; transcription initiation at RNA polymerase II promoter. The transcript has 8 exons.